Messenger RNA from Mizuhopecten yessoensis (Yesso scallop), 1152 nucleotides. Its product is annotated as basic proline-rich protein-like. Lineage: Eukaryota; Metazoa; Mollusca; Bivalvia; Pectinida; Pectinidae. The coding region runs from base 88 to 963 and encodes 291 amino acids. The transcript has 3 exons. The record is from RefSeq and is a predicted model, not a curated record.
CCCACAUUUUGGAGCUUUCGGGUAAACUGAGAGGCCAAUUGUAGCUAGGUAGCUUGUUUAGAGUGGAAGAAAAGAAGAAUCGCCAUCAUGAUUGGAAAGUCAAUCCUUGUUUUAGGAUUACUGGUUGGUGUGUGCACAGCACAAUUCAAAUAUAGAGCCGCAGCGAAAUCAUCGCCCCCUAGGGCACCACCUGCCGGAGGACCACCACCACCACCAGCACCACCUGCCAGAGGACCACCACCUCCCGCCGCGCCACCUGCUGGAGGACCCCCACCCCCACCGGCAGCACCACCUGCCAGAAGAGCACCACCACCUGCACCACUAGCUGGAGGACCACCACCUCCCGCCGCGCCACCUGCCGGAGGACCACCCCCACGGGCAGCACCACCUGCUGGAGGACCCCCACCCCCACCGGCAGCACCACCUGCCAGAAGAGCACCACCACCUGCACCACUAGCUGGAGGACCCCCACCCCCACCGGCAGCACCACCUGCUGGAGGACCCCCACCGGCGGCACCACCUGCUGCACCAGCCGCUCCACAACCCGAUGCCUUAGCUCCAUUUGCUAUACGUCCUGCACCUAUCGCACCUGCUGCACCUGCUAGACCUGCACCCUUCGCACCUGCUGCACCUGCACCAUUCGCACCUGCGGCACCUGCACCCUUUGCACCUGCGGUACCUGCACCAUUCGCACCUGCGGCACCUGCACCCUUCGUUCCUGCUUCUCCUGCUGCACCUGCUCCUGCUUCUGCUCCCGCUGCUUACCAAUUUACACCGUUCUGGUUUAAUCCCACACCUUAUUAUCAACCAUUUUAUCAACCACCACCACCAGUCAAUCAGCCACCACCUACAUCCUAUUACUCCUCAUGCUCCUGUGAUUAUGUGGACGACUGCCCGCAGGGAACCGUUGAUCAGGGAUACUGUGCGAGCGGUGCAAAUUACUGCUGCGAGCUCGAGAGUUAAGGUGACUUGAUCUAGUGAAUGAAACAUUUACAUGAAAACAUUUUCGAAUUGCCAAAGCAUCGUACUUGGUUACAUAACAAGAACAAAAGUGACAUUUAAAAGUGAAAACGUUACAAGUUUAUAAGUCUGGAUAAAGCUUGAAUUAUGUACAGUCGUCAAGUUUUGUUGAGUAAAAUAUUUAAAAAAUUA